GCUGCUGCACAAAAAAAAAAAAAAAGAAAAAGAAAAGCACAUAAUUCUCAUAACACAGCACGCGCCUUACGAAAAAACCCAGGCUGUGCAAAACAAACAACAAUUAAAAAACAGUUGACAGGCGGCGCUGGCCCAGUGCAAUAGUCGCUGCUUGUGUGAGAAAGCUGGAAGCAUGUUGUGGACGGUGCAUCUCGAUGGUGGUCCGCAGCGCGUGAAUCAUGCAGCUGUGGGCGUCGGCGAGUUCAUCUAUAGCUUCGGUGGCUACUGCACCGGCGACGAUUAUCGCUUCAAUGAACCGAUCGAUGUGCAUGUGCUAAACGUGCACUCGAUGCGCUGGACUCUGGUGCCGCAGCAGUGUGACAGCGACGGGGAUCCGCUCAAGUAUCCGCUGGUGCCGUUCCAGCGUUAUGGCCACACUGUGGUUGCCUACAAGGAGCGCAUUUACAUUUGGGGCGGCCGGAACGAUGAACAUUUGUGCAAUGUGCUCUACUGCUUCGAUCCAAAGACGGCGCGCUGGGCACGCCCGGCGGUAAGCGGUUGCCUGCCGGGCGCCCGGGAUGGGCAUUCGGCGUGUGUGAUUGGCAAUUGCAUGUACAUAUUUGGCGGAUUUGUGGAUGAGAUCAAUGAGUUUAGCAGCGAUGUGCAUGCUCUGAAUCUGGAGACAAUGGAAUGGCGUUAUGUUCAAACGUUCGGUGUCCCGCCGACCUAUCGGGAUUUUCAUGCGGCCGUCGCAUACGAGGAGGAGCGCAUGUAUAUAUUUGGUGGGCGCGGCGAUAAGCACAGUCCAUACCAUAGUCAGGAGGAGACCUACUGUCACGAGAUUGUUUAUCUGGACAUGAAGACAAAGGUCUGGCAUCGACCCUUUACCGCCGGCAAGGUGCCAGUGGGUCGGCGCAGUCACAGCAUGUUUGUCCACAAUAAAUUGAUCUUUGUCUUUGGCGGUUAUAAUGGUCUGCUGGAUCAGCAUUUCAACGAUCUGUACACAUUCGAUCCGCGCACCAAACUCUGGAAUCUGGUGCGCGCCAAUGGCCAGGCGCCGACGGCCAGACGACGUCAGUGUGCCAUUGUCAUGGGCACGCGCAUGUUCCUCUUUGGCGGCACCAGUCCUCGCUGCUCCAUGCCACAAUCGCAGAACUCAGUGUUGCGCGGCAAUGAGCUAACGCAGCCGCCGGCGGCACCGCCGCUGCAACAGCAGCCGGCAGCAGCGCCACCAGCAGCAGGAGCAGCUGCAGCGGCAGCUGCAACCACCACACUGAUUGACUACAGCGAUCUGCAUGUGCUGGACUUUGAGCCCACGCUGAAAACGCUUGCCACGAUGGUGGUGCUGAAGCAUCAGCUGGACAUUUCCGGCUUGCCGCGCAGUUUUCGGGCGGAUCUUAACAUGCUGACACAGCCGAACAGUAUUACCCGGCCCAUCAAUCAGGCCGGCUAGCAUUUAUUGUUCAUGUUGGAAAUAGAUAAAAAUACAAUCGGUUGAUGACACCUGGUGCUCGGAUCGUUGCCCCCUUGUCGUAUUUCAGCGACAAGCCACAAAACAAAAGAACAGGCAACUAAAAACAAAACAAAAAAGCAUGCGUUAAAAAACAUCAUGAGAUGACAACAGUUAUUUAGCUUAAUUUACACGCUUUUUCCACAACGCUUGAUGGAAGCGGAUUGCACUAGUCCCAGUUGUCGAGCAAUGCAUCCGAUCUCUUCCAAAAGUGCUCGAAAUAUCAAAUGACACCACACAUAUACAUACAGAGAAACAGAGAGAGAGAGAGAGAGAGAGAAAGAGAGAGACACUCGCACACACUCAGACUCGCACACACGGACACUAAAAAACUAGUAAUAAACAAUGCAGUUUCAGAAACUUGCUUGGACUUACAAUUACACAAUUAGCUCUAGUUUGUAAAGUGUUUAUAUAUAAUUAUCAUAAAUAAAAAUCGCAUAUUAUUAUUAUUGAAAAUACUGUUGGGCGUCGGCUUAAAUCAAUUUUUGCCUUAAACGCAACGAUCUCAGAGACUGCGAGCUCGAGCAACAAAAUUCGCAUAUAUUCACUUUAGUUAACUUUAUUAUUAACUUCAAACGCUUUGCGGCAAAUAAAAAUACAUAAUUGUUAUAGGUUAUAAUAACGCCUUUCUAUGCGAUUCUCAUGGCUUCAAGUAAGGCUCGAAAGAAACAAACCCUUGUUCUUUCUACUCUAUCCUCUAAUCUACUCUCUCGCCUAUCUCUCUCCUCGAUAACACACUUCGGCUCUCAUGCCUCAAUACUCAUACACCGUUCCUACGAAUCUUCCUCGCCCUUUCUCUUAUAUAAAGCUAUUUAAGAAUUUGUUGGUGCUUCUCUCUUUUUUAUAAAACUUUCAUUAUCUUACCUUCCUUUCAAAAAUUUGUCAUUCCUAUGUGAUUUUCAAAUGUGUCUAGUUGAAUAAUAGUGUACGCAUGUUUACUCCCGGUUUCUAUCUCA
This is a messenger RNA of Drosophila novamexicana, 2445 nucleotides long. RefSeq names its product kelch domain-containing protein 3. Lineage: Eukaryota; Metazoa; Arthropoda; Insecta; Diptera; Drosophilidae. Gene Ontology annotation, cellular component: cytoplasm. The transcript is spliced from 3 exons. The record is from RefSeq and is a predicted model, not a curated record. Bases 173 to 1432 code for a protein of 419 amino acids. Gene Ontology annotation, molecular function: chromatin binding; protein binding.